Cyclopterus lumpus (lumpfish) is the source of this 3879-nucleotide messenger RNA. Its product is annotated as RAC-gamma serine/threonine-protein kinase. Gene Ontology annotation, biological process: protein phosphorylation. The transcript is spliced from 15 exons. The record is from RefSeq and is a predicted model, not a curated record. Lineage: Eukaryota; Metazoa; Chordata; Actinopteri; Perciformes; Cyclopteridae. Gene Ontology annotation, molecular function: ATP binding; protein serine/threonine kinase activity. Bases 636 to 2102 code for a protein of 488 amino acids.
AAAACAACCCGCCGGCUGCCGUUAACGGAAGCUUCUCGGAAAAAUCCGUACGAUGAGUAACGUUCGCGUUAACUGCGUCGGUUGACCAGCCCGCACGUUGAAGGGUCGCGGUGACGUUACUCACUCAGAAGGGAGGGUGGACAAACAACAACAUAAAUAACCCGGGCGGUUAAUGAACAGCAGGUGCGCAGGAACACCGCAGCACCUGCGGCUACAGGCUGAGUCACUGCUGGUGAGGAGGAAGGUCUGGAGAGGGAACGAGAGAGGAGAAGGAGGAGGAGGAGGUGGAGGAGGAGGGGGAGAAGAAGAAGAAGAAGAAGAAGAAGAAGAAGAACAGGAGAAGAAGACAGCGAGAUAAGCCACAACAGGAAACGAAACGACACGUACACACACCCCGCGUGUUUGUGUGUGUGUGUCUGAGAGGGAGACUGCGCGAACGAGAGGUUGAACGGGAAAAGAAGGGAGGGAGAGUGACGCGGAGGCUGGGAGAGCCGGCCCCCCCAACCCAUCCUCCUCCUCCUCCUCCUCUCCUCCUCUCCCUCUCUUUCUCUCUUCUCCUCCUCUCCUCCCCUCCUCCCUCUCUCUCUCUCUGUGGAGCAGGCGUGUAGCGGCAUCAGACUCGGCGUGAAGGAACCAUGAGCGAUGUCACCAUCGUUAGAGAGGGAUGGCUCCAGAAACGGGGUGAAUACAUAAAGAACUGGCGGCCGCGUUACUUUCUGUUGAAGACAGACGGCUCCUUCAUCGGCUACAAAGAGAAACCUCAGGAUGCAGACCUGCCCUACCCCCUAAAUAACUUCUCUGUAGCAAAAUGUCAGCUGAUGAAGACGGAGAGGCCGAAGCCAAACACCUUCAUCAUACGCUGUCUCCAGUGGACCACGGUCAUAGAGAGAACCUUCCACGUGGACUCGCCUGAUGAGAGAGAUGAGUGGACAGAGGCCAUCCAGAUGGUGGCCGACAAGCUGCAGAGGCAAGAGGAGGAACGAUUUCAGUGCAGCCCCACCUCCAACAUCGACAACAUGGUGGAGGAGGAGAUGGACAUCUCCACCACGCACCACAAACGCAAGACGAUGAGCGACUUCGACUACCUGAAGCUGCUGGGCAAGGGGACCUUUGGUAAGGUCAUUCUUGUCCGAGAAAAGGCCAGCGGCAAAUACUACGCCAUGAAAAUCCUGAAAAAAGAAGUCAUCAUCGCCAAGGAUGAAGUGGCCCACACACUCACAGAAAGCAGAGUUCUAAAAAACACCCGACACCCCUUUCUCACUUCAUUGAAGUAUUCAUUCCAGACUAAAGACCGCCUCUGUUUCGUCAUGGAGUAUGUGAAUGGAGGAGAGCUGUUUUUCCAUUUGUCAAGAGAGCGGGUGUUCUCCGAGGAGCGCACGCGCUUCUACGGCGCCGAGAUCGUCUCGGCUCUAGACUACCUGCAUUCAGCCAAGAUUGUGUACCGGGACCUCAAGGAGGGAAGGAGUGGCUCAGGAUGUGUGUUGGAGAACCUGAUGCUGGAUAAAGACGGCCACGUCAAGAUCACAGAUUUCGGCCUCUGCAAGGAGGGCAUCACCGACGCUGCUACCAUGAAGACGUUCUGUGGCACGCCCGAAUACCUCGCACCUGAGGUCCUGGAGGACAACGACUACGGCCGGGCGGUGGACUGGUGGGGUUUGGGCGUUGUGACGUAUGAGAUGAUGUGCGGCCGACUGCCGUUCUACAACCAGGACCACGAGAAGCUGUUCGAGCUCAUCCUCAUGGAGGACAUCAAGUUCCCGCGCACGCUGUCGUCCGACGCCAAGUCCCUGCUGUCGGGCCUGCUCAUCAAAGACCCCAACAAACGGCUUGGUGGAGGACCAGAUGACGCUAAAGAAAUUAUGAGACAUAGUUUCUUCUCCGGCGUCAACUGGCAGGACGUGUAUGAUAAAAAGAUGGUCCCUCCCUUCAAGCCUCAGGUGACGUCGGAGACGGACACCAGAUACUUUGACGAGGAGUUUACAGCCCAGACCAUCACAAUCACUCCUCCAGAGAGAUUCGACGAGGAUGGGAUGGACUGUCUGGAUAACGAGAGAAGGCCGCACUUCCCACAGUUCUCCUACUCUGCCAGUGGCCGGGAAUGACCUGUCCAUCACGGUGACGUCAUCACAGCUGGUCUCUGAGGUCAUCAGUGUGGGACAAAAAGACCCACAGCUUUGGCCCUCCCCAGAAAGACUUGAAGGAAUGUCCUUCUCUCUCCUCUUCUUCCUCCCCCUCCUCAUCCUCCUCUUUUUCACCUCUGCAGUCUGCUUCUCUCUUCAUUUAAAUUGUGAAUUCCGUUUUUUAAAGAGAACUUCCAGGCAAAAUUACUUUCUAAUCCUGCGCUGCAACCCCAGGUGAUCCGAAACUGUGAUGUGAUCAGUUACUAUGUAAUGUCCCUUUAAUGACAGGAGCAUCACCGGUGGCCUGCUGUGCUUUGACAUGUGUCGGUCCUGCCAGACUCUAAGAAACAAACACUCGUGAACAAGUUAGACAACAGCUGAUGCAUUAAGGAGACGUUUGUGUGGCUUUUCAUCUGUGAGGUGGAGAUAUAGCGUUUAAAGUCAUCAAACCUAAACCGCCGUUACCGGUUGUAUCUCAGGCUUUUGCAAACAGACGGAUACUCUCAGACGCAGAGAGGCACUCGGGUCUGAUUUCAAAUCCUCACUAGAUAAUUCUGGGAUUGAUUGAGGCUGCCUGGCUUUGAGGGAGCAGUUGUCACCAGGGAGCAGAAUCCGUCACAGCUCACGUUGUCGAGUAGGAUUUGACUCAGGUUUUGUUCAGUGCAAUUCGUUAUUGUUGUUGCUGCUAUUUCAACUACUACAGGUACUACUACUACUACUACUACUACUACUACUGCUAUACUUCUACUAUCAAAACCCGGUGCUACACGACUAGGUUAAUGCUGCAGAUAAUCAUACAGGCGCCAGCAACACAUCAACCACCUGUAUUAAUGUCUAUGCUUGUACAGCUGCAGCACAGGUGUUGCUUUUACUCCUAAUGUACCUAUCACUCCUAUUCCUCAUCAACUCUGUCGACUUCAGAUUGAAAGGGUGUGUGUGUGUGUGUGUGUGUGUGUGUGUGUGUGUGAGAGUGUGUGAGAGAGUGUGUGAGAGGGUGCAAGGUCCUAUUAUGGGUUUGUGUUUAAGAGCGCACCUCAAAGCACAGCAGUUCAGAAGGAUGAAGCUCCCGAACCAUGAGCUUUACUACGUUACCCACAAUGCAGUGCAAGUUGGUUGAUAUAACCAUCACAAGGAGGUGAAAAUGAGAUUAAAGCAGUUGGUUUGAACCCCACCCCCCCACCCCCCCAACCUUAAGUCCCUCUGAGUUUGAUUCUCUUCUGUCCCAAAAGGGAACACAAAAGCGAAAUGGUACUUUGUGUUGAUGAUGAAGCUUUACUGUGACAUGUUGUUGUCAUGGUUUCGGGAACCACACGGCUGUACCUCUCUGUCUUUGUGCAGGAAAAAAAAACUGCAGCAGGAAAAGAGAAGCCCAAGAUGGCAGGCUGGGCUUUGUGGAUAAGAAUAGAGAGCAAGUACAGGGUACUCUAAGAAUGAUGAGAAAUGUAUGUUAUAAUUUAUGAUGUAUUGAUGACUGAGGUAACAGCUGAUUUCCUGUUUCCUGUGAGAUUCUUAUAAAGGAUUUUUAUUAAAAAGACAUUAUGGUCUCCCAGGAGGUACGCAUCAACAAAGUUAUGGGUUUACACAAAUCACAUCAAUGGCUAUAAUUAAUAAAUAUAUAUAAUUCUAGAAAAACUAUUUCUUAUGGUUGAGAAAAGAAGAAAAAAGGCACCUCAAGAAACUAAAAUGGCUGAAGAAUGUAGGAGGGAAAGCAGAUUGCAUUCCUGCUCCAUUAAGUUGAAUUAUGUUUUUGUUUUGUGUG